AUUAUAUUUUCGUGACAUUGAUGUGACUGUUAUCGCAAUCACAAAUGACGAAGUGUAAGACAUGUUUGCAUAGAUGAUUAUUCGAACUACUCCUUGUCGUCUCAAAAGGAUAAAGAAUUCAGAUAAUUAGUGAUUUCUCGAUAAGCAAUUGGAGAACUUACUUGCAAACACUUUAGUUUUUAGAUCUAUAUUUUAUAAAAUCUUUAAUACUUUAGUCUUCAAAUCCAUGUUUAUAAAAAAGCGAAUAUUGUAUGUCUUGAACUGGUAUAUUUUCUGUAGUUUUUAUGGUACAAUUUAAAUCUCUCAACAGCACGGACGAAAGAGUCAUUGAAGACAGUUUAAGAAAUAAGUUCUUCAAUUCAUUUUUCUGCAAGACCGUUAGUCUUUUAGUUGAUGUAAAUGCACUGACGACACGCAAGCCUAGUAAGCGAGAUAGAUAUACGGAUAACGGAUAAAAAUGAUCGCAUUGCGAGCGAAAUACUUUUUGGGUUGCUGGGACACAGGUGUACAAGUGAAGAAAUGCGAUCUUCGUUGUGCAGCGUGAACACGGCUUUCAGUGCUCUGAGGACACUGAUUCCAACCGAGCCGGCGGACAGGAAGUUAUCGAAAAUAGAGACUCUCAGGCUAGCCAGCAGUUACAUCAGUCACUUGGAUGCCAUACUCAUUGUGGGUGCGAUAGAUCAACCUUGCUCGCGCCUCCUGGAGAAUAGCGGCAUUUGCUCGACGAGAUCGCAAGUUUGCACUUUUUGCUUGGCUAUGCAUAAAAGAUAUAGUUUUAACGUCUCUCGAGUAAUUCCGGACUAUCCACAUGAUGAGACAACACCACCAUACAUCCUUAUGCCACCGAAUGCCACGUGUUUCAAUCUAACAAUGAAUGAUAUCUAAAGUUGAGUCACUUUAAACAUAUGUCUGUAUAUUUUCUUGUAAAUACUAGUAAUGUUUUUCACCAAAUUUUGUAAUAAU
Molecule: messenger RNA, 963 nt
Organism: Harpegnathos saltator (Jerdon's jumping ant)
Lineage: Eukaryota; Metazoa; Arthropoda; Insecta; Hymenoptera; Formicidae
Product: basic helix-loop-helix transcription factor scleraxis
Exons: 2
Coding region: 520-885 (121 amino acids)
Biological process (GO): regulation of transcription by RNA polymerase II; developmental process
Molecular function (GO): DNA-binding transcription factor activity, RNA polymerase II-specific; RNA polymerase II transcription regulatory region sequence-specific DNA binding; protein dimerization activity
Source: RefSeq, a predicted model, not a curated record